AUGAGAAGUAAAGGUCAUGCACUGCAAUCGCUUCCAUUUAAUGUAAUGAUGACUCUCUAUAUGAACCUCAAGGAGUAUGAUAAAGUUGAUUCGAUUAUUUCUGAAAUGAUGGAGAAAAACAUCCAGCUUGAUAUAUACUCCUACAAUAUCUGGUUAUCAUCUCGUGGCUCCCAAGGAUCUGAAGAACGGAUGGAACAGGUAUUUGAACAGAUGAAACCGGACAGAACCGUUAAUCCCAACUGGACAACAUUCAGCAUGAUGGCUACAAUGUACAUCAAGAUGGGGCAGCUUGAAAAGGCAGAAGCUUGCCUGAAGAAGGUUGAGAGUAGAAUCACAGGUCGUGAUCGGAUACCUUAUCAUUAUCUUUUAAGUCUCUGUGCUUCUUAUAUUAAAGACGGGGACUUUGAGAAAGCCCAAAGUUUCUAUGACCGCAUGGUUGAUGUAGGAGGAAAACCUAAUUCGAGUACAUGGGAGACCCUUGCUGAAGGGCAUAUUAAAGAGCAGAGAAUUUCUGAGGCAUUAUCCUGCUGGAAAGAAGCUUUUUCUGCCGAGGGAUCAAAGAGUUGGAGGCCAAAGCCCGUAAAUGCGUCUGCCUUCCUUGAACUCUGUGAGCAAGAAGCCAAUUCGGUAAGCAAAGAGCUUUUCAUGGGACUUUUGAAGCAGUCAGGACAGCGUAAAAAUAAGUCAUAUGCAUCACUUAUAGGCUUAGCUGAUGAAGAUGUUAGUGACGAUGAUCUAUCAUUAAAGAAAGAUAGAACUAACAUUACAAAGGACGAUGAUGAUGAGAAAGAAGCGGUAGCUGGGUGUAUGCAAGUUGAAAAGUUGGAAGUGCCUUCAUAUCAGAGUGAGUUUAGAUGGCAGGACUACUCUGCAGAAGAAUAUCUUGGUAAUUGGCGUGACUAG
Prunus armeniaca (apricot) is the source of this 903-nucleotide messenger RNA. NCBI's taxonomy places the organism in Eukaryota, Viridiplantae, Streptophyta, Magnoliopsida, Rosales, Rosaceae. The record is from the annotation of a GenBank genome assembly.